This is a messenger RNA of Drosophila nasuta, 831 nucleotides long. RefSeq lists its product as uncharacterized. The coding region runs from base 251 to 718 and encodes 155 amino acids. The transcript is spliced from 2 exons. Lineage: Eukaryota; Metazoa; Arthropoda; Insecta; Diptera; Drosophilidae. The record is from RefSeq and is a predicted model, not a curated record.
CAAUAUAUUAGACGUAUAAAUUGAGGACCUCGAGUAUUUAAUUUUUUGCUUUUUUAUUUUUAAAAAAUAAAAUGAGAUUUGGAUUUACGUCAAUAAAUAUACAUAUACAGUUCAAGGUCUCUUGAUGUUGAUAAUAGACAUAUGCGAAUGCAAGGUGAUAAUAGACAUAUAUUUAUUUCACUCAUUUGAGCAAAUCGUAUAUAAAUUGAGCAAAAUACCUCCAAAUAUUCACUACAAUAAUUUUUAGAAGAUGCGCUGUAUAUUCGUAAUUGUUCUCGUAGCCUUGAGCUUCGUGAGUACUGCUCCAACAAGAAAUAAUCUCGUAGAGGAUUUGAAUAAGCUUAAUGUCGAGAGGUCCUUACAGCAUAAACGUAUAAGUUUAAAAUGCCAAAUACUAUUUUGGCAAAAAGCAGUUGAGAAUAAGAAUAAUAAGCAAACGGAUAUUGAAAAGAUGCAAAUGUUACUAGAUCAGUAUGUUUAUUGGGACAAAACUUGGCCUAGAAGUAUCAGUGAAGAAGACUACAGAAAAAUUGAAAAAAGCGUUGGCCUUUGGACCGAGAAGCCAAGUUUUGACACUUUAAAUUCGUAUGUAAAUGGUGACUUCCACGUGAUCAAGUUAAAAUACGAAGAAAUGAGGAAGCAAAUGUUUGAUGAUUUCCAUACUCGAGAAACCGAAAUUAUUCGUUUGUAUAAGGAAGCUGGACAUACUGAUGCAUAGUUAGAUAAAUUGUAUAAUUGUAUAGUUUUCUUCAACAUCGUGUGCGCGGAUUUUUUUCAUUGCUCAAUACUCUUAGUUAUUAAUUCAAAAAAUGUUUAAGAAUAAAGCAAACA